GGUGCAAUUGAUAAUAGUAGUCUACAAUCAGAUCCAUGGUGUAUCACGUAUCUGGUUGACUAUGAAUCACCGAAUUUAAUUCGUCCCACAUUGGUACAAGGAUCAGCAAGUCCAAUAGGUACUGUCUUUUCAAAUCAGUCACUAUUUUCCAUAACAGGUAGGCAUUUUUUUGAAAUAUAGUGUGCUUUUGUUCUUAAAUUGAUCUGAUAUACUCGAUUUUCUACUUUUAUCAAACAGCAACAAGUCCAGUUGGUCGACCUUCUCGUAAUGGAACAUAUAUCUGUUUUCAUUUGGAUUCUACAAAUGCAUCAGUUCUAUGUUAUGAUGCUGGAUAUUCUCCAAAUAUUAUUUAUACUGGAUUUACAAUUGUAAUUGUUACAACUAUAACAUGGACACCUGGUCAAUCUUAUUAUGUCACAAUGGAUAGUGGAUUUGCUAGUGGAAGUGUCUUUUGUCAUGCUGAAUCGGCACCCAUUACUGAUAAAACAUUUUGGCGAUUUGAUAUAUGGAAUCCAGCACUUUCAAGUACAACCACAACGACCACUACUCCACCAACAACUCAUACAGUUACAAGCCUAGGAACAACUACUACUUCUGUCAAUACUGCAUGUACAACAAGUGGAAUAGUCGUGACUACGACGAAUGCUUCCACGACUACAACAACUGUAACUACCACACCUCCAACUACCGCUGGUCCAACAACAGCAGGCCCAACUGUCACAGGUGCAACAACCGAAUCGACCAUUCCUGUUUUUUAUCCAGAAGAUUUCGAAAAUGCAUGUAAACAACCAGUUGCAGCUAUGUCAGCUGUUCUCAUGGUUGCUUUUCUGCCUAUACAUGCUCUGGCAAUGUAUACUGCUUUCACAAAAUUCUCAAAUACGUUCAAACCAUCGAACAUCGCUGCAAAAACAAGACAUCAACAACGAAUGAAAAAUAUUUUUCAACGUUAA
This is a messenger RNA of Adineta steineri, 950 nucleotides long. NCBI's taxonomy places the organism in Eukaryota, Metazoa, Rotifera, Eurotatoria, Adinetida, Adinetidae. The record is from the annotation of a GenBank genome assembly.